AUGGCUCCUCUCAACGUGAUCGCAGUUGCCCUGUUAGGCUGCUUGUCCAGCCUUGCAGUAGGAGCACCUACUCCAACCAGCAACGAGGCGAAGCUGCUGGGAAAGCGCGCAAAUAUCAAUGACAAUGGAGGCACUAAUGGCGGUGCAGGUGGCACAACCACCACUGUCUCCUCGUAUGCUGAAUUCACAGCCGCAGUCUCCGGUGAUUCCGCCAAGGUAGUCAUUGUGAGCGGACCGAUCACCAAGACCGCUGACCAAGUGCGCGUGGGAAGCAACACGAGCAUCAUCGGCAAGGAUGCGAACGCCAUCUUGACCGGGUUUGGUCUCUUGGUGAAAGAGAAAAAGAACGUUAUCAUCCGCAACCUCGGUGUGAAGAAGGUGCUUGCCGAUAACGGCGACGCCAUUGGCGUUCAGAAAUCAACCAACGUAUGGAUUGACCACUGCGAUGUGUCGUCCGACAUGGAUCACGACAAGGAUUACUAUGACGGUCUGCUCGAUUUCACCCACGCCGCCGACUACGUCACCGUAUCCAACACCUUCAUCCAUGACCACUACAAGGCUUCGCUGGUCGGACACUCUGACAGCAACAGCGCCGAGGACACCGGUCACUUGCGCGUCACUCAGAACAACAACUACUGGUACAACAUCAACUCUCGGGCUCCUUCCUUCCGCUUCGGUACCGGCCAUGUUUACAACAGCUAUUUCCUCAAUGUCGCCGACGGCAUCAAUACGCGCCAGGGUGCCCAAGUUCUGGUUGAGUCGAAUGCCUUCGUUGGUAGCAAGAAGCCUCUUUACUCCACUGACGAUGGUUAUGCUGUCUCCAAUGAUAAUGACUUCGGCAGUGGGUCUAACACUGCCUUGGAGGGAUCCCUGAAGUCGGUUCCUUAUAGCUACAGCCUGGUCGGGUCGUCGAAUGUUGAGGCUGCUGUUGUCGGCACUGCUGGUCAGACACUUACCUUCUAG
Molecule: messenger RNA, 963 nt
Organism: Penicillium bovifimosum
Lineage: Eukaryota; Fungi; Ascomycota; Eurotiomycetes; Eurotiales; Aspergillaceae
Product: pectate lyase family protein
Exons: 5
Coding region: 1-963 (320 amino acids)
Molecular function (GO): pectate lyase activity
Source: RefSeq, a predicted model, not a curated record